Molecule: messenger RNA, 2498 nt
Organism: Phacochoerus africanus (Common warthog)
Lineage: Eukaryota; Metazoa; Chordata; Mammalia; Artiodactyla; Suidae
Gene: ANAPC5
Product: anaphase promoting complex subunit 5
Exons: 17
Coding region: 115-2382 (755 amino acids)
Biological process (GO): protein K11-linked ubiquitination; anaphase-promoting complex-dependent catabolic process; positive regulation of mitotic metaphase/anaphase transition
Cellular component (GO): anaphase-promoting complex
Molecular function (GO): protein binding
Source: RefSeq, a predicted model, not a curated record
AGUUUCCUCGGAUACGGCGCGGGCUGGCGGAGGCGUAGGGCGGGUUGAAGAGCGUCCUGAACAGGAGCUUGGCUGUGGCGCGCGACCGGACUCUUGUUCUUUUCCGGGGGUGCCAUGGCCAGCGUCCACGAGAGUCUCUACUUCAACCCCAUGAUGACCAAUGGGGUAGUGCACGCCAACGUGUUCGGUAUCAAGGACUGGGUAACGCCGUAUAAGAUCGCGGUGCUGGUGCUGCUGAACGAGAUGGGCCGCACGGGCGAGGGCGCCGUCAGCCUCAUGGAGCGGCGGAGACUCAAUCAGCUCCUCCUGCCGCUGCUGCAGGGCCCAGAUAUCACAUUGUCUAAGCUUUAUAAGUUAAUUGAAGAAUCUUGUCCUCAGCUGGCAAAUUCAGUACAGAUCAGAAUCAAACUGAUGGCCGAAGGCGAAUUGAAGGAUAUGGAACAAUUUUUUGAUGACCUUUCAGAUUCUUUUUCUGGAACUGAACCAGAGGUUCACAAAACGAGUGUAGUAGGUUUGUUUCUGCGUCACAUGAUCUUGGCCUACAGUAAGCUCUCUUUCAGUCAAGUGUUUAAACUGUACACUGCCCUUCAACAGUACUUCCAGAAUGGUGAGAAAAAGACGGUGGAGGAUGCUGAUAUGGAACUGGCCAGCAGAGAGGAGGGUGAAAGAAAAAUGGAAAAAGAAGAACUUGACGUAUCUAUAAGAGAGGAGGAGGUAUCUUGCAGUGGGCCUCUGUCCCAAAAACAAGCAGAAUUUUUUCUUUCUCAACAGGCUUCUUUGCUAAAGAAUGAUGAGACCAAAGCCCUCACUCCAGCUUCUUUGCAGAAAGAAUUGAACAACUUGUUGAAAUUUAAUCCUGAUUUUGCUGAAGCGCACUAUCUCAGCUACUUAAACAACCUCCGGGUCCAAGAUGUUUUCAGUUCAACACACAGCCUCCUUCAUUAUUUUGACCGCCUGAUUCUUACUGGAGCCGAAAGCAAAAGUAACGGGGAAGAGGGUUAUGGCCGGAGCUUGAGAUAUGCUGCUCUGAACCUGGCCGCCCUGCAUUGCCGCUUUGGCCACUAUCAACAGGCAGAGCUUGCCCUGCAGGAGGCAAUUAGGAUCGCACAGGAGUCCAACGAUCACGUGUGUCUCCAGCAUUGCUUGAGCUGGCUUUAUGUCCUGGGGCAGAAGAGAUCUGACAGCUAUGUUCUGCUAGAACAUUCUGUGAAGAAAGCUGUACAUUUUGGGUUACCGUACCUCGCCUCCCUGGGAAUACAGUCCCUAGUUCAGCAAAGAGCUUUUGCUGGGAAGACUGCGAAUAAACUUAUGGAUGCCCUAAAGGACUCCGACCUGCUCCACUGGAAACACAGCCUGUCAGAGCUCAUUGAUAUCAGCAUCGCGCAGAAAACAGCCAUCUGGAGGCUCUACGGCCGCAGCACCAUGGCACUGCAGCAAGCCCAGAUGUUGCUGAGCAUGAACAGUUUGGAGGCGGUGAACGCAGGCGUGCAGCAGAACAACACGGAGUCCUUUGCCGUUGCACUCUGCCACCUCGCAGAGCUGCAUGCAGAGCAGGGUUGUUUUGCUGCAGCUUCUGAGGUAUUAAAGCACUUGAAGGAGCGAUUCCCACCUAAUGGUCAGCAUGCUCAGUUAUGGAUGCUGUGUGAUCAGAAAAUACAAUUUGACAGGGCAAUGAAUGAUGGCAAAUACCAUUUGGCUGAUUCACUUGUUACAGGAAUCACAGCUCUUAAUAGCAUAGAGGGUGUGUAUAGAAAAGCAAUCGUACUACAAGCUCAGAACCAAAUGUCAGAGGCGCACAAGCUUUUACAGAAAUUGUUGAUUCAUUGUCAGAAAAUCAGGAACGCAGAAAUGGUGAUCAGUGUCCUGCUGUCUGUGGCCGAGCUCUCCUGGCGAUCUUCCUCCCCUACCAUCGCACUGCCCGUGCUCCUGCAGGCUCUGGCUCUCUCCAAAGAGUACCGGUUACAGCAUUUGGCUUCCGAAACAGUGCUGAACUUGGCUUUUGCCCAGCUCAUCCUUGGAAUCCCAGAACAGGCCUUAAGUCUUCUCCACAUGGCCAUUGAGCCCAUCUUGGCAGAUGGGGCUGUCCUGGACAAAGGCCGUGCCAUGUUCUUGGUUGCCAAGUGCCAGGUGGCUUCAGCAGCUUCCUAUGAGCCACUGAAGAAAGUAGAAGCUCUAGAGGCUGCCAUUGAGAACCUCAGCGAAGCCAAGAACUAUUUUGCAAAGGUCGAUUGCAAAGAGCAAAUCAGAGACGUUGUGUACUUCCAGGCCAGACUCUACCACACCCUGGGGAAGACCCAGGAGAGGAACCGGUGUGCAAUGCUGUUCCGGCAGCUGCAUCAGGAACUGCCCUUCCAUGGGGUGCCCUUGAUAAAUCUUCUCUAGUGGGAACAUUGCCACCAGACCACUGUGCAGAGUAUAAGAUUUUGGACUUGUUCACACUUCCUCCCCAUAAAUGAUGUAUUUGAUGUCUGUCUUAUCAAUAAACUGCAUUCUUAUUA